CAUCGAUGACACAGUUGGAUGAGGAUUAUUUGGGCUGACUGUCCGUUCCUUUGGCUUAAAGUGGAAUUUGUGGCCUUCGUCCAGUCGCUGAUUCUCUCUCGUGCCGGGGAACCUCAGGGAAAUGGAUGCAGCCCAUCGGUGGACUUUUAAACGGCCAUUAGCAGGAAGCUAUCCCCAGUUAGCAUGAAGCUAAAGAUGGGGUCAGGUGGAGCAUCCUUCAUCAGACAGUGGUGGUUGUGAGGGACAAGAGUAGACUCAGUUAAAGAGCUAUACCAAUAGUCCCGCUGCAGAUCCACACCAGAGAUGACCACCGAGAAGAUCGAAUACACCCCCCUCCAAGGGGGACCCUCUCCACCUUUUCUCUCGGGGCAGCCUGCACUCUCGGGGCAGCCUGCACUCUCGGGGCAGCCUGCACUCCCGGGGCAGCCUGCACUCCCGGGGCAGCCUGCACUCCCGGGGCAGCCUGCACUCCCUGCUGCGUUUGACAUGAACAUGCCCUGCCCAAACAUGUUCGGAGGCCCUGCUCCUGGCGGCCUUCCUUUCCCUCCACCGACUGCCUUUGGACCAGGCGUAGUUGGAGGCUUUGGGGCGGCCACAAACCCCCAAGGCGGCAUAGGAUAUGGCUUCAAUCCGUCUUUUUCGCCAUACUCUCCACCAGGCCAGGAAAAUCCUUCAUCUUUGCCGUAUUCUCCACCAGGUUAUGGCAAACCAUCAGCUUCACCAUAUUCUCCACCAGUCCAGAGCUUCAAUGCAAACUUUGAUGAUGGUGAUUUCCCCAACCAGGACGACCCACCCCCCUUCCACGAGAAUCAAGACUUUGAUUUUGGAUUAGACAACAAAACCAUCAGACGAGCUUUCAUUCGAAAGGUUUUCUUGGUGUUAACUGCUCAGCUGAUGGUGACAUUUGCCUUUGUGGCUGUCUUCACCUUUGUGGACGAAGUCAAGGUGUUUGUUCUGGUGAACACCUGGACCUACAUGGCCGCCUACGCUGUGUUCUUUGUGUCCGUUUGUGUGAUCAGCUGCUGUGGGAGCGUACGCCGGAGACACCCUUGGAACCUGGUUGCAUUGUCCAUCCUGACCCUGAGUAUGUCCUACAUGGUGGGAAUGAUCGCCAGCUUCCACCAGACCGACUCAGUAAUCAUGGCAGUGGGCAUCACAGCGGUUGUGUGCUUCACAGUGGUCAUCUUCUCUCUGCAGACCAAGUACGACUUCACUUCCUGUCAUGGCGUGCUUUUCGUCUGUUUAAUUGUCUUGAUCUUCUUCGGCAUCCUCUGCAUCUUCAUCCGUGACAGGAUUCUGCACAUUGUGUAUGCUGGACUGGGAGCUUUGCUUUUCACCUGUUUCUUGGCGGUCGACACCCAGCUGCUGCUUGGCAACAAGGAACUGGCCCUGAGUCCGGAGGAAUACAUCUUUGCUGCUCUCACGCUGUACACAGACAUCAUCAACAUCUUCCUCUAUAUUCUUGCCAUCAUUGGACGAGCAAGAGGGGGCUGAGCAGGAGGAACUCAAUAGCUUUGAGUUCAUGUAUAAAAGUGAAUUCCUAUAAUCAUUUUAUUUUGGCUUGUAGUGUGCAUUGAUCACAUCGUUGGAUAUUUCUUUGCUUAACCCUGUGCAAAUAUUUUUCUUUAAUGAUAAUAUAGAUUUUAUAUGUUGUAAUUUGGGGGGGUUAUGAGGUAUAUGUCCUGUGGUACAAAACUUCAUUUUGAUUUGGAAAAUAAUUUCUUUUGCUGUAUGAAAAUUGACAAGAUGGUCACAGCUCAAACUUCCUUGCUUAUUCCAGUGCUUUUGCCUGUAUCACACAGUCUUUAUCAGCAGGAGGUGACUCUCUACAUGCAUCCUUAGUAGCAGUUAUAUCAUCUAUUGCAGCUUUAGGAAAAAUCUAGUAAAUGAAUCUUGUAUCCAGAUUGUUCUUUUGCCAGAGUCAAGAAGAAACGUUAAUACUUAACCUAUGAACCAAAACCUAUGAAAACUGCUAAUGUUGUAUUGUAUUGGAUGAAACAAGCUCCUGAGCUUGAGUCUUUCUCUGCUGCGACCCAAAACAAGUCCAACUACUACCAGCUGUGUGAUGUGAUGCGGUUGAAAUGCUACAUGCACUGAGUUGGGACACCUAUUUCCAAUGUAAAGGAAAAAACUUUUCAUAGUUAAAUAUGAAGAUGCUUUUCAAACCCUGA
Messenger RNA from Paralichthys olivaceus (Japanese flounder), 2171 nucleotides. It is a transcript of the gene grinab, whose product is annotated as glutamate receptor, ionotropic, N-methyl D-aspartate-associated protein 1b (glutamate binding). The record is from RefSeq and is a predicted model, not a curated record. Gene Ontology annotation, biological process: negative regulation of apoptotic signaling pathway. Gene Ontology annotation, cellular component: endoplasmic reticulum; Golgi apparatus. Lineage: Eukaryota; Metazoa; Chordata; Actinopteri; Pleuronectiformes; Paralichthyidae.